AUGGAAGACAGGUCUAUCACGCUGAGCACCAAGCCCGGCGCCUCGCUCCACGUGUCAAUCUUCCGCCCACAGGCACCAGAGCAGAACCCGCUCUCCGACACGCUCGUGGUGUUCCUCAACGGGCUGAUGCUCCCCAGCGCGUCCUGGUCGGAAGCAGUCAGCCGCUUGAUCGACUGCCGGAGGGAGUCCAAGCAGCCGGUCCCCGCCCUUCUCUGCUACGAUCGGUACGGCCAGGGCAAGUCCGAGCCCGACCCGACCGACGCGCCCGACAGCCCCUACGGCCACGACGCGCGCGCAGUCGUCGCCGACUUGCACCAGCUCCUGGUCCAGGUCUCCCAGGACGCGCUGCGCCGCCGCCUGGAAGACCUGCGCCUCGUGCUAGUCUGCAACUCGAUUGGCUGCGCGCUCGCCCGCCUGUUCGCGGCUGAGCACCCGGGUCGCGUGGAGGCGUUCCUCUUCCUGGACUCCAUGAUGGCCAACAGCGACUUUGUCUCCGUCUUCCCCGACCCGGACGACCCGGCGUUCGACGGCGGCCGCAGCAGCCAGCUGCCGGAGGGCGUAACGGCCGAGGACCUGCGGCACGCGCGGGCCCAGGCCCGCAAGCUCUUCCACCCCGACGUGCCGAACGCGGAGCGUCUGGACCGGAGACAGCUACGCGAGCUGCUCCCGCGCGCGGACGGCCCCGCCCUGCCCGACGGUCCCGGCGGAAGAUCUCCGCUGCUGACGGUGGUGGGUCAUGACUGGGACGUGUUCGCUGAGCAGGCUGAGAAGGGCUCCAUGUCUGUGCCGAAGGCUGUCACUAACGCCUACUUGAACCCAACGUGGGGUGCUUACAACGAAGGCCUGACUCGCCUCGUCCCGGCCAAGGGCGAGGUGAAAAUCGCCAAGGGAUGCGGUCACUUCAUCCAGAAGGACGAUCCGGCUUUUGUGGCUACCGAGAUUGAUGCUUUACUGUCCGAGAUGCAGAGCCGCACAUAG
This is a messenger RNA of Thermothielavioides terrestris NRRL 8126, 978 nucleotides long. RefSeq lists its product as uncharacterized. The transcript has 2 exons. Lineage: Eukaryota; Fungi; Ascomycota; Sordariomycetes; Sordariales; Chaetomiaceae. Bases 1 to 978 code for a protein of 325 amino acids. The record is from RefSeq and is a predicted model, not a curated record.